CACAGACUCAUUUGCCGCCACUCUCCUGUUUUUUUUUCUACCCGACUGACCUAAGUCACUUAAUUUUAUAUUCUUUUCAGCUUGCAAACUGCUCGCUUCAGCACUUGGGUUUGGGACUUUCUCUGCAACUGUUAGCAGGUGUUUCCGGUUCAGACUGCACUUUUCGAGCGGCCGGAACACUUCUGAGAAAGGCCUGGGCGUUCGGGGGCCCACAGGUUGCAACUGAUACCGUGGCGAAUCCGGCCCUGACCUGUUCUGCAAAGGAAGUGAAUUCUCAGCAGCAACUUCGGCGCGUAUGUCUCCCACUUCAUGCUCUGUGCCGAACAGCAAGAAAAUGGAUUCUCGAUGAAGCAGCGUUGCUGUCAGGUUUGAGAGAUGUGCCAGGAUGUGGUGAGGUGUGCAACGGCCCUUCGGGGGUAACACAAAACAUGACGGGGAAGUGUCUGUGAUCAACGCCGGGAAAGGGCCAUGACAAAGUGCUGAAGCGAGAGGUCUUUGCAGACUCUGCAGAGAGCGUGUCUCAGCGAGGCAGUUGCGGUUCUUCACCAGAAAGCUGAUGCUGAGAGAGCUGCACGACCAUUUCCGUCGUCUAUCGGUGAACUGUCUCACGCUUGCGGCGGGCGGGGGAGGUUGGGGAGUGGUGCGAAUGAGGAAAAGUUUGGCUUGGAAACAGUUUAAGGUUAAUCUUCAGUGAAAGGAAGAUCCCCUCACAACCCCGUUAGUCGAGAGGAACGUGUUCUUCCUUCGCCAAUAAUGGAUAAAACUCGAUGUAUCCUCCUGUUUGUGAUCUCUAUUAUACUGUUAGUUGGUGGUGUAUCCAUCGGCGUUUAUUUUGCAACUCGUUGUGACUACCUGGGCAUGGAGGAGAACUCUGCCGCUUACCUGUUUACCCAGAGCGAAGCAUCCGAUCAGUUGGCCAUCGGAUAUCUCCAGAAGGAGCAAAAGAAUAGCAAAGUAUUUAGCUGCACGUGGAAUGAAGCAAUGAAGAAAAGGAGAGACAACCAGCGUCUUCGCCAUGUCACAGUACCCGAUGGACUCAAAGAGCAACACUUGUUGGCCGUCAUUGCCUAUACGUUGCCGCCGAUUGGGAAAUGCGGAAACUUUUCCAAUGACUUCAAAAAGGCGAUUAAAUCGUCCGGAAGGAGCAACAGGGACUAUCAGAAAUUCCCGUUUAAGAGUUUCCAUUAUCUUCUGUCUGUUGCCCUCGAGAAACUGAGAGGGAUCUCGGGCAGUGCGCCCCCGCACAUCUACAGAGGGGAGAGCAAAUAUUCCUGCUGUAAGGUGGGAACACUAAUGAGAUUUGGAUAUUUCGCUUCCUCUUCGAAGAGUAAUGACGUCGCCAACGAUUUCGGGAAAGGAACCACGUUUACCAUAAACUCAAAGUAUGGCGUCAGCAUAGAGAAAUACUCAGUUAACGAACGUCAGCAUGAGGUGCUGAUUCCUCCCUAUGAAAAGUUCAACAUCACGGCAAUCUCCAAACGGAGUGACGGGGUUGACAUUUCUCUCAGGGCGGCGGGUGUAGAAUGGAUCCCGGUGAAGGUGGAGCGGGACGAACAAGGCGGCAUGCGGGUGGUGCGUAGUGAUGGGGCGCCCAUUGCCGCAGUGGCGGGGCUGUGCAUCCUGGCGCUGCUCGGUCCCAUUUCCGUGUAAGGUUCACGCAGAACGUUCGCACCUUCAGGUUAUAUUUCAACCGAGCUUAGACCAUAUGUGCAGAAUAAGGCUUUUCGGCGCAUCGAGUCUGCUUUGCUAUUCCGUCAUGGCUGAUUUAAUUUUCGCUCUCAACCCCAUUCUCCUGCCUUCUCCCUGUACCCUUUGACGCCCUUAAUAAUGGAGAACCUAUCAACCUCCACUUUAAAUAUACCAAAAGACCAGGCCUCCACAGCCGUCCAACACCAGCAGAUUCUUCCUUAGAUGGGGACCGCAAACUUCUCACAGUACUCUAAAUGUGGUCUCGCCAUUGCUUUAUACUGCCUCAGCAGUACGACCUACCCGUAUCUGCAUGGGCUUCCUCCCACAUUCCAAAGAUAUACGGUUUAGGAAGUUGUGUACAUCCUAUGUUGGCGCCGGAAGCGUGGCGACACUUGCGGGCUGCCCCAGUGCACCCUACGCAAAAGAUGUAUUUCAAUGCGUGUUUUGAUGCACGUGUGACUAAUAAAGAUAUCGUAUCUUAUUCUAGUCCUUUCUAAAUGAAUGCUAACAUUGCAUUUGCCUUCCUUACUAACGACUCAAACUGCAGGUUAACCUUCAGGGAAUCCCUCAGCUGGAGUCCCGAUUUCCGAAUUCGCUCCCAUUUAGAAAAUAGUCUACGACUUUAUUCCUUCUACCAAAUUGCAUUACCGUACACUUCCUGCACCAUUCUUCAAAAUAUUGCCCUUUUUGCGGAAAAUACAGCAGAAAUGAUAAACAGCGCAAACUAAAUUGCUGGAAACACAUAAAAGGUCAGGCAGCAUGUGCGGAAGUGAAGCAUGGUCUAACAUUUCAAGUCGGAGACCGUUCGUCUGGUUUCGGCUGAGGAUCUGGCGAUGGCUUCUUGAAACAUUGAACAUAGAACAGUACAGCACAGUACCGGCCCUUCGGCCUUCAAUUUUCUGCCCACAUAGUUAAUCCCUCCCACCUAUAGAACACCCGUAUUCCUCUCAUUCAUAUACCCAUCCCAGCCCCUCUUCAAAGCCCCCAAUGAAUUUGCUUCCACCACCCUAUCAGGCAACGCACUCCAUGUAACUGCACUGUGUAAUGUAUUGAUCUGUGCGAUCGGUUUUUAUGAUCAAGCUUUUCACUGUACCUCUAUACAAGUGACAAUAAUAAACCA
Pristis pectinata (smalltooth sawfish) is the source of this 2809-nucleotide messenger RNA. Its product is annotated as erythroblast NAD(P)(+)--arginine ADP-ribosyltransferase-like. NCBI's taxonomy places the organism in Eukaryota, Metazoa, Chordata, Chondrichthyes, Rhinopristiformes, Pristidae. The transcript is spliced from 4 exons. The record is from RefSeq and is a predicted model, not a curated record. Gene Ontology annotation, molecular function: NAD+ poly-ADP-ribosyltransferase activity; NAD+-protein-arginine ADP-ribosyltransferase activity. The coding region runs from base 754 to 1650 and encodes 298 amino acids.